Messenger RNA from Xiphophorus hellerii (green swordtail), 2180 nucleotides. It is a transcript of the gene hpse, whose product is annotated as heparanase. The transcript is spliced from 12 exons. Gene Ontology annotation, biological process: angiogenesis involved in wound healing; cell-matrix adhesion. The record is from RefSeq and is a predicted model, not a curated record. Gene Ontology annotation, cellular component: membrane; extracellular matrix. NCBI's taxonomy places the organism in Eukaryota, Metazoa, Chordata, Actinopteri, Cyprinodontiformes, Poeciliidae. Bases 138 to 1727 code for a protein of 529 amino acids. Gene Ontology annotation, molecular function: hydrolase activity, acting on glycosyl bonds.
AGGUGAGUGUCCCUCCGUAGAGAAGUCUGUCCCUCCUCUCCUGUCCCGCCUGGGCUGACGGCUGACUCCCCGCUGGGUGGUGCCAGCAGAGCCGGGUCUCCGACCUGAGCAGCAGGAAGUGUCUCUCAGUUGGAGACAUGAACUACUUUCUGUUGCUCCUUCUAACUUUCUUCUCCUAUCGGAGCGGAGGGGACCGGCUCUUCGAUGGAAGCCCGCUGUACCAGGAUCCGGACCUGGACCUGGGCCUGUCGGCGGUGCUUCGCCGGGUGGACCCCCGCUUUCUGUCUUUCACUAUCGACGCCAGUCUGGCAUCAGAGGAAAGGUUCAUGCUGCUGUUGAGGUCUCAGAGGAUCCGGACUCUGGCCACGGCUCUGAGUCCAGCCUUUCUGAGGUUCGGGGGAACCAAGCAGGACUUCAUGGUGUUCAGUCCUCAGAGGAGCCAGCAGCUGGAUCCAGGUGAGCCCUGCAGCAGUGUCCGGCUGCCCUGGUGGGUGGAGCAGAGGCUGAAGCAGGACUGGGCCCAGCAGCAGCUCGUCCUCACCAAGGAGGAGCAGCAGAACCAGUACAACCAGAUCCACUUCACGGAGCUCACCGUGGACCUGCUGCACUCCUUCAGCAGCUGCUGCGGCCUGGAUCUCAUCUUCGGCCUGAACGCGCUGCUCCGGACGGCAGACAACAGCUGGAACAGCAGCAACGCCCGCUCUCUGCUCGGCUACUGCGACUCCAAACAAUACAAGAUGUCCUGGGAGCUGGGAAAUGAGCCAAACAGCUUUGAGAAGAAGGCUGGGAUCCGUGUGGAUGGAAAUCAGCUGGGAGUCGAUUUCACCCGUCUCAGAAAGAUGAUGUCAGAGUUCAAACUCUACCGGGACGCCGGGCUGUUCGGACCCGAUGUGGGCCAGCCGCGGGACCGCAGGGCGGAUCUGCUGGAGAGCUUCCUGCAGAGUGGAGCCAAGGCCAUCAACGCCUGUACCUGGCACCAUUACUAUGUGAACGGCAGAGACACUUCACUAGAGGAUUUUUUAGAUCCUGACGUUCUGGACACCCUGGCUUUGAAAACCAAUGAAGUUCUGGAGAGAGUACAGCAGGAGUCUCCGGGGAAACCGGUGUGGCUCGGAGAGACGAGCUCGGCUUACGGAGGCGGCGCGCGGGGACUGUCGGACACCUUCGUCUCUGGAUUCAUGUGGCUGGAUAAGUUGGGCCUGGGAGCGAGGCUGGGCCUGGAUGUGGUGAUGAGGCAGGUGCUGGUCGGCGCCGGGAGCUACCACAUGAUCGAUGACGACCUGGAUCCCCUCCCGGAUUAUUGGCUGUCGCUCCUCUACAAGAGACUCGUCGGACCGGAGGUGUUGAAGCUUCAGCUCGUUUCUGAUUCCAGCAGAAGUAAAAGAGUGAGGCUCUAUCUGCACUGCGCCAACAGGAAGAGUUACCCCGGCGGAGCCGUGGUGCUGAUAUGGAUGAACCUGAGCAGGAAGCCAGUGAGGAUCUCACUUCCUGCCCUCGUCUCCAGCAGCACAGUGGACGCUUUUGUCCUCCAGUCCAACCAGCCGGGGGAGGAGGGACUGCAGUCCAGGUCCGUUCAGCUGAAUGGAGAGCUGCUGAAGAUGGUGGAUGAUAAAACUCUCCCUGAGCUCAACGGCACUCAACUCCCUCCAGCAGAACACCUGAAGCUUCCUCCGUACUCCCUGGGGUUCUUUGUCAUGAUGGAUGCACGGGCGCCGGCCUGCAGCUGAGCCUGGUACCGACCCUGGUUCUGAGCCUGGUACCGACCCUGGUUCUGAGCCCAGUGCCGAGCCUGGCUAACUGCUGCUGGCUAGUCUGAAGGAGCUGAGUGAAGCUGCUGAACAUUCUGGGACUGGACAUGAUCUUCUGCUGUGCAGGUUCACUCACACCAGGCGCUGCUGGAUUGUCCUGCUCUGAGAACACACACUGUUUGUAAUCAAUUUCUCCUGCUGGGAAAAACUUUUAUGUGAUAAUGUCUACAUAUUUAUCCUGAUAGAUCUCAGGUUAGUUCACAACUGGACUACUUUUCAAGAGAGCACCUUGAAAAUCGGUUACUGGACUAAGGGAGAAUUUUAAAGACGAUUAAUGAUUUUAUACCAUUUACAGCUGAGGCUUGUUUCACUUUAUUUCAUCUUGAAUAAAAAACAUUCAGGUUACAUUUCUUGGCCUGUAUUUGACAAAGA